AGCUUUUUUAUCCGAUCUAAACCGUAACCUUCUCUCUCUCUCUCGCACAUAGGGUUCUUCUUCUCGGUUCUUAAUCUCCGGGAUAAAAUGACGACCGGCGACGUGAAGCUGAUCGGCUCAUGGGCGAGUGUCUUCGUCAUGAGGGCGAGGAUUGCUCUCAACCUCAAAUCUAUUAGCUACGAAUUCCUUCAGGAGACGUUCGGUUCUAAGAGCGAAUUGCUUCUCAAAUCUAACCCGGUUUACAAGAAGAUGCCGGUUCUAAUUCACGCUGACAAACCGGUGUGCGAGUCCAACAUCAUCGUCCAGUACAUCGACGAGACUUGGAGCUCAUCUGAACCGUCCAUUCUCCCGUCCCAUCCUUACGACCGUGCCAUCGCUCGGCUCUGGGCUGCCUACAUUGACGAUAAGUGGUUUAUUGCUCUGAGAAGUAUCCUAACAGCUCAAGGAGAAGAAAAGAAGAAAGCAGGCAUAGCUCAAGUGGAAGAAGGGACUGACAUUUUGGAGAAAGCAUUCAACGAUUGCAGCAAAGGAAAACCGUUCUUCAACGGUGACCAUAUCGGUUACCUCGACAUUGCCCUCGGGAGCUUCUUGGGUUGGUGGAGAGUCGUCGAGUUAGACGCCAAUCAUAAACUCCUUGACGAGACCAAGACUCCUUCUCUGUUCAAAUGGGCUGAGCGGUUCUGUAAUGAUCCCGCUGUGAAGCCUCUCAUGCCCGAGACUGCAAAGCUCGCUGAAUACGCCAAGAAACUCUUUCCCAAUCUGCAGGCUUAGAGCCAAGGAUAUUGAUCGAUCCUCUUAAAUAUAUUUUGUUGGAAAUGGAAAUUGCAACAUUAUAUUAGCUGCAUGCAGGAAUAUCUAUUGGUUAAUUAGUUUGAAGUUUGAUACUGGUUUACUAAGGAUGUUGUAAGUUAUUGUUCCACUCCAAUGUAUCCAAAUCUAAGAUUAAGCAAUGAUUAUAUUCGUAAUUCUUCAAUUCAGCAAAUUCUUGUCUGAAAUGAAUCAGCAAAUUGAGUGUUACACUA
Molecule: messenger RNA, 1022 nt
Organism: Eutrema salsugineum
Lineage: Eukaryota; Viridiplantae; Streptophyta; Magnoliopsida; Brassicales; Brassicaceae
Product: glutathione S-transferase U18
Exons: 2
Coding region: 88-771 (227 amino acids)
Biological process (GO): glutathione metabolic process
Cellular component (GO): cytoplasm
Molecular function (GO): glutathione transferase activity
Source: RefSeq, a predicted model, not a curated record